Molecule: messenger RNA, 330 nt
Organism: Rotaria sp. Silwood1
Lineage: Eukaryota; Metazoa; Rotifera; Eurotatoria; Philodinida; Philodinidae
Source: the annotation of a GenBank genome assembly
AUGCAUUUCCUUUUAAAUAUUUUUAAUUCAGGUGCAAGUAUUUUCCGUUGUUUAUCGACAGAUGGUUUAAUUAUUACAUGUGAUGGAAAUAUUAAAUCAUGUAGUUUAAAUAUUGAUAAUGUUUAUACAAAUAAAACACAUCAAGGAUGUUCGUCGAACAGUGAUGAUCAAUUUCGUAAACAAUUGGGAAUCCUAGAAGAAACAUCGUAUUAUCUCAACGGUAAAUCGAAUUCUAAUUCUGCGCGAGGAAAUCUUGGUCCAUUUUGGAAUCCUAAUUUUGAUCGAGCAAAAUUAGAAUUUCAAUUUCGCCCGGACAAAUUCGAAAUAUGA